Oldenlandia corymbosa var. corymbosa is the source of this 1668-nucleotide messenger RNA. NCBI's taxonomy places the organism in Eukaryota, Viridiplantae, Streptophyta, Magnoliopsida, Gentianales, Rubiaceae. The record is from the annotation of a GenBank genome assembly.
ACACGCGUCAUCCCUUUCUUCCCUUCCUUCUCCUUUUAUAUAUUUUUCCACCUUUGGUUAACUUCUUUUCACUUCAUUGGAAAAUUCCUCUGUUUCGUCUUCUUCAUUUUUGGAUUCUCUCUGAUCAAAAAACUUACCCAAAAAAAUAUUGGGUUGGAUUUUUUCUUUCAUGAAAUGGAUCUAAAAGGCGGUGGGUGUUGUGUAGCUAGAUACGGCGGUGGUGGUGGCGGCGGCGGCGCGUAUGAUCUUUCGAGGAUGGACCGGAUAAUGCUGAGGUUCCGGCCAAUCGCGCCAAAACCGGUAUCAAACAGCUCUGGUUCAAGUAGCUCCGGCACGGAGAAAGACAACAAUCCGUACGUGAAAAGUGGGCGCGGGAAAAGAAGGUACGUCAAGAAUAAUAAUAAUCGGAAGAAAAAGAAUGAUAGCAGUGAUGGUAGCACAGAAAGUGUGACGAUGAAGACUAAGAGGGGUAGAAAUGGCAAUAUAAAAAGAUUGAAAUCAGAAGAAAAUGAGUCUAGGUUGGUCUCCUCCGGCGGAAGCGGGGAGGAGGAGAAAAAAAGUGCGGUUGUUACUUUAUCUUUGUUGCCGGAGACUCCGGAAAGUGCGGAGAAAAAUCCUCGUUCUGUUGUAAGAGGUUUUGUUAAUGGGGUCCAGAAAUUUCCUACGGGGUUCAGUUUUGGAGGGAGCUGUGAAGAUCAGUACGGUGCCGAAGAAGGUAACUUUUGGUUGAGUGGGAUGACCGGUACGGUGGCUCAGCCGUCUAGGGUGGCGCCGGCGGUGGUCUCCACUUGGGUUUACGUGGAAAGCAUAACGGAGACGUGGGAGAAUGGGUUCGGGUACGGUGGAAACGGGUGGUUUUCUGACAGGGGAUCAAUGUUGAUGGAUCUAGAGAACGACACGUGUCCGGGGUUCAUAUCGGACGGUUUAGAUAAGGUGGUUUGGGUUAACAAUGUUUACAGGGAGAUGGUUGCGGGGAAGGAAGAUCAGGAGGUUUUGAUAUGGUUGGUGAUGAAGGGAGGGAUUUUUCAGAAUCGGUUGUUGACACAAGGGUUCACGUGCAAUGUAAGGGUGGUCACGUGCGGGAAGGAGAAAAGUUCACGCACUCUACCGUGUGAUGUGUGGAGAUUGGAAGGUGGCCGCGGGUUUGCAUGGAGGUUGGAUGUUAAGGCUGCUCUCUCCUUAGGACGUUGAGAAGUAAUUAGUCAGUUCAAGAAUUGAGUCGAAAAAAAGUUCUCGCGUCAAAAAUAGUUUAACAAAGUGGACUAUACUAAUAUGACAGAACAAAUUCAACGGGGUGUUUUCAAGAAUAGAUCCAAGUGGUGAUCGAUCGAUGAAUCGGGAGAUUUGAAUGUUGAUGCUGAUAUUUGAGGAGGGGAAAAAAAGAACAAGCUCAAAAACAGCACAAAAAAAGUGUAAAUAUUGUCUUUGUUUAAAUAUGGUUAGAGUUUGAAUUUGGUUGGUUGCAGUUUUGAGUUUUUCUUUGGCUUAUUGGGAACUUGCUUGAAAAAAAAGCUUUGUAUCAAAAAGUUCUGACUGCAUGUUUGUUUUCGCUGCAUUUGGUCAUCUUGUGCUUUUCAAAGACUGAUUUUUUGAGUUCAUUGGAAUAUGUGUAUAUAACUAUAUAUUAUGCCAAGGAUACUCGAAUUGCAGUGUAUUUCCAGUUGGAGA